Molecule: messenger RNA, 3094 nt
Organism: Gadus morhua (Atlantic cod)
Lineage: Eukaryota; Metazoa; Chordata; Actinopteri; Gadiformes; Gadidae
Gene: tubgcp3
Product: tubulin gamma complex component 3
Exons: 23
Coding region: 224-2965 (913 amino acids)
Biological process (GO): microtubule nucleation; mitotic cell cycle; spindle assembly
Cellular component (GO): gamma-tubulin complex; spindle pole; microtubule organizing center
Molecular function (GO): microtubule minus-end binding; gamma-tubulin binding
Source: RefSeq, a predicted model, not a curated record
CCUUCCAAGCUAGCGGCUAGCUAUCUAGCUAGCAACCGCUCUGAACCCACAGCCGGAGACCACAGAAGGAGGAGGAGACGCGUUUCGGCGGGUUCUAGUAAAAUGGCGUUGCGCGUACGAGGACUGAGCCGCUGGAGUUAACCGACACCCACCCUGGCCUCAACUCUCUCCCAUCGGAGCGAGAUUUUAAGGAGAAAGUAGAUUUGACAGCAGCAGCACCGCUAUGGCCGCGUCGCUGGACCAGAAGUCCCCCAACGUGCUGCUCCAGAGCCUGUGCUGCAGGAUCACUGGGAAGAGCGAAGCGGAAGUAGCCCACCAGUUCCAGUAUGCCGUGCGGGUCAUCGGGAGCAACUAUGCCCCCACCAUCGAACGGGAUGAGUUCCUGGUGUCUGAGAAGAUCAAGAAGGAAAUGGUGAAGCAGAGGAGGGAGGCCGACGCCGCCCUGUUCUCUGAGCUCCACCGGAAGCUGCAGACUCAGGGAGUUCUGAAACACCGCUGGUCUGUCCUCUACCUACUGCUGAGUCUCUGUGAAGACCCCCGCAAGCCCUCCCCUAGGCUGGGCAGCUACGGGGCCCUGUUCGCCCAGGCCCUGCCCCGGGACGCCCACUCCACCCCCUUCUACUGCACCCGCCCCCAGAGCCUGGCGCUCAGCUACGGGGACCGGGCGCCGGCCCCCGGCGGGGCCACGGUGGUGGCCGGGGGCCCCGGGGCUCUCUCCAGCACCACCAUGGGGACCAGCGGGAUCUCCAGCCUGGGGGUGUACACGCUCAACGGGCCCUCGCCCACGCCCCAGUCCCUCCUGGCCGGUCAACCCCCAGCUGCAGGCGGUCCGGCGAUGGGCUCGCGUCUCGCCUGGGCCCUCCCGGUUGGCUCCGCCCCUGCCUGUGCCCUGGCCCCGCCCUCAUCACGGCCCCCCCUGGGGCCCGUCUCCCUCAACCGCGGCGUACGGCCCCGCCGCGACGGGGACCCCAACGCGGAGGUGACGGAGGCGGCGCUGGUGCGAGACAUCCUCUACGUGUUCCAGGGCAUCGACGGCAAAUACAUCAAGAUGAACCUCGCCGACAACUGCUACAAGAUGGACGCCAAGGUGGUGCUGUGUAAGUCCCUGAGGGACACGGGCAGCCGGCUGGCCGAGCUGGGAUGGCUGCACAACAAAGUGCGCAAGUACACGGACGCCCGCAGCCUCGACCGCGCCUUCGGGUUGGUCGGACAGAGCUUCUGUGCGUCGCUUCACCAGGAGCUGAAGGAGUACUACCGCCUCCUCUCCGUGCUCCACUCCCAGCUGCAGGUGGAGGAGGACCAGGGGGUGAACCUCAUGGUGGAGAGCAGCCUGACCCUGAAGAGGCUGCUGGUCUGGACCUACGACCCCAAGGCCCGGCUCAAGACCCUGGCCGCCCUCGUCGACUUCUGCCAAGGGCGCAAGGGCGGCGAGCUGGCGUCGGCCGUCCACGCGUACGGCAAGACGGGCGACCCCCAGAUGAGGGCGCUGGUGCAGCACAUCCUCAGCCUGGUGUCUCACCCCAUCCUCAACUUCCUGUACCGCUGGAUCUACGACGGGGAGCUGGAGGACACCUACCACGAGUUCUUUGUGGCGUCUGACCCCAACGUGAAGACGGACCGCCUCUGGCACGACAAGUACUCCCUGAGGAAGUCCAUGAUCCCCUCCUUCAUCACCAUGGACCAGUCCCACAAGGUGCUGCUGAUCGGGAAGUCCAUCAACUUCCUGCACCAGGUGUGUCACGACAGAACGCCGCCCGGCAAGAUCACACCGGCCUCCAAGUCCGCCGACACGCCCAGCGAUGCGGCGGAGCUGCUGUGGGACCUGGAGGGGGCGUUCCAGGGGAAGAUUGACGCAGCGUACUUCGACACCAGCAGGUACCUGCUGAACGUGCUGAACCGCGACUACCUGCUCCUGGACCACCUGCAGGCCAUGCGGCGCUACCUGCUGCUGGGCCAGGGGGACUUCAUCCGCCACCUCAUGGACCUGCUCAAGCCAGAGCUGGCCCGCCCGGCAACCACUCUCUACCAGCACAACCUCACGGGCAUCCUGGAGACGGCGGUGCGCGCCACCAACGCCCAGUACGACAACGCCGAGAUCCUCAAGAGGCUGGACGUCCGCUUGCUGGAGGUGUCGCCCGGUAGCACGGGCUGGGAUGUCUUCAGUCUGGACUACCACGUGGAUGGACCCAUCGCCACGGUGUUCACGCGCGAGUGCAUGAGCCGUUACCUGCGUGCCUUCAACUUCCUGUGGAGGGCUAAGAGGAUGGAGUACACGCUGACGGACAUCUGGAAGGGUCAGAUGUGCAACGCCAAGCUCCUCAAAACCAUGCCAGAGCUGUCCGGGGUGCUCCACCAGUGCCACAUCCUGGCCUCCGAGAUGGUCCACUUCAUCCACCAGAUGCAGUACUACAUCACCUUUGAGGUGCUGGAGUGCUCGUGGGACGAGCUGUGGAACAAGGUGCAGCAGGCCCAGGACCUGGACCACAUCAUCACCGCCCACGAGGUCUUCCUGGACACCAUCAUCUCCAGGUGCCUGCUGGACAGCAACAGCAGGUCUCUUCUGAACCAGCUGAGGGCCAUCUUCAACCAGAUCAUUGAGUUCCAGAGCGCCCAGGACUCUCUGUACCGCUCUGCCCUGGAGGAGCUCCGCCUGCGGCUGCAGUACGACGAGCAGAAGAAGACGAGGGAGACCCAGGGCGAGUGGGGCGUGACGGCGGAGCAGGAGGCGGAGGAGGCCAACAGAGUGCGGGAGUUCCAGGACACCAUACCCAAGAUGCGCUCGCAGCUGCACAUCCUCACACACUACUACCAGGGCAUCGUGCAGCAGUUCCUGGUGCUGCUGAUGACCAGUCCUGACCAGAGCCUUCGCUUCCUCAGCUUCAGGCUGGACUUCAACGAGCACUACAGGGCCAGAGAGCCGAGGCUGCGCGCCUCGCUCGGCACCACCAGGGGGCGACGCUCCUGAGGCGUCUGACGCUGUGCUGGCCACGCCGGCACUCUGACGUCGUAGGGAGGGGGCUUUGGAUGUCACCGUGGGGCCAGGAAACGAUGGAACCUCGACCUCCGGGGGGGGGGGGGGGGGGGGCGGUUCGUU